Messenger RNA from Tarenaya hassleriana, 2363 nucleotides. RefSeq names its product protein WVD2-like 7. Bases 149 to 2152 code for a protein of 667 amino acids. The record is from RefSeq and is a predicted model, not a curated record. Lineage: Eukaryota; Viridiplantae; Streptophyta; Magnoliopsida; Brassicales; Cleomaceae. The transcript is spliced from 8 exons.
CCGGAGCCCAUAGAUAGAACCGACACAGAGAUUGGAGCGGAAUCAGGAUUUUGCGGAGGAGUGCGAAGAAUCCAAAGAUUAGGGUUUUUGUUUCCCAAUUUGUACGGCGCUUUCUUUUCUUAUUUUUACCCGUUUGGAUAGCGAGAAAAUGGGGGAAUCCGCUUGUCUUCGGAGAUCCUUCUCUCAACCCGCUGGGAUUUGUUCGCGCGAAACCGAAGAGGGAGAUCCUGUUCGUGCCCUGACAGAAUCCGUAUCCUUCGGUAGAUUUAUGUCAGAAUCUCUGGCAUGGGAGAAAUGGUCCACCUUCUCUCACAAUCGUUACUUGGAAGAGGUUGAGAAGUUCGCCAAACCAGGAUCUGUUGCACAGAAGAAAGCGUUUUUUGAAGAACACUACAAGAAACGAGCUGCUAUGAAAGCGGCAAAGCUUGAAGAAGCCAAUGUUGCAUCUCAUAAAGUCUCAGGACAUGGAAAUGCAGGAGGAAGCCAGACAGAUGAUCCAAUUGAUUCACAAGUACAGGUGACGGUAACUACCAGUAUGGUCGUCGAUGAAAUAAGACAGGAAGAGAUCUGCAAUAUCACAGAAGAUCUUGUAGUCGAUGUGAAUUCUGGUACUUGUAUUUCCGAAGUGGAAGUUAAGACUGAUGUUGAAGCUGGUGAAGUGACGGAUAAAUCAAUGGAGAAUCUUGAGCUGCCCGAAGCUACGGAAAGCCACUUUGAGGUUGCUGUUCCUGACGGCAAGGUGUUUAAUGAGGGGAAUCCUGCUUCUUCAACCAAAGAGAAGCGAACGAGUUCUUCUUCUGGAUCAAAGGCCUCCGGCAGAAGACCAAGACUGACACCCUCUUAUGCUAGAGAACUGGAUUCUUCACACGAGAGAUCUGAAAAAGGCACAAACUCAAACAGAAAGAAGUCUAUAAGCGCGACAAAGAAACAGAAGAUAUCGACUCUUGAAUCCAACAAGGGAUUGCUUCAGAUGCCCCAACAGAGUUCUAGAAGCAGUACCAGUGCCAAUGUUACAGUAGAAGUGGACAAGAAGAGAACAGUUCUGAAUUCAGUUCACAUGUCCAUCAAAUAUGUUUCUCCUCGUCAAAUGAGCAAAACCGAACCAAAAUUUUCAGUAAGAAGCUCAACUGUGCGAGAAGCAGCUUCUCCCAAUUCUAAAGCCACUCCUAGAAGCAGUUCAAGAACUAAAGCUACAGGAGAAGUGGAUAACAAGAAGAGAUUGCGCCCAAGUUCAGCUCACAUGUCAAUCAACUUUGCUUCUUCUCUUCAUCAAAAAGUUCCAAUAAAAAGCUCAACUAGACGAGAAACGACUUCUACCACUCCUAAAGCUGCAGGAGAAGCAGUCAAGAAGAAGAUGUCAGUUUCAAGUUCAGUUCACAUGUCAGAAUUUGCUUCUUCUCCUUGUCAAACGAGCAAAACAGGAAAGAAAAUUCCAAUAAGAAGCUCUACUACACAAGAAGCAAAUUCAUCCAAGGCUGGAAAAAAUGUUCUUCCCAAGGGUGGUAAGGCAUGGGUGGAUGUCCCUGGAAGUCAAAAGACACCAUUAACAUGUUCCUUUCGUAGGCCGAUUAGUACUAGAACUGAUGUUGGUGGUACCGCUAAGGGCUCUCCCAGAACGGCCAAAAAUGACUUAGAUACUGCAAAAUGUUCAGCCAGAGCAUCUACGAUCAGGUUACCAAAACUUCCUCUCAAGAAUCACCUCUCUGAAGACAAUAGGAAAGAUACUAUUGUAGGCAGUUCGAUUUCAGUCAGAAUACCCACAAAUGAGCAGAUGGAGUCUUCUGUCAACCAGGGAAAGCUUUCAACCCCUCGUGGAACCAAGGCAAGAGCUUGCACGAUAUCCUCACCUUUCAGAUUCCGGAGUGAUGAAAGAGUAGAAAAGAGGAAAGAGUUCUUCAAGAAACUGGAAGAGAGGAGCAAGAAUGAGGCGGCUGCAACAGAUCAAUUGCCCUCUAGCUCAAAGAUGCCCCUGACAGGACUGGUCUCACCGAGACGAAGCCUACGCUCGAAAAACAAUGGAAAUUCUCAUCGGCCUCCCAUGAAAACUUCUUCAGUAAUCACCGCCGCGGGUAAGGAGAAUGCAGCGGCCGGAGCGAAGAAAAGAAGCAUCAAGAUUCACAUGGAGAAUCUUUCUCCUAAUAUCCAACAAUGACUUGUGCAAGAAUCACUCUACGGUUUCUGUCUGAAGUAGAAAGUUUUGUCAUGGCGCCGAUUUCCUCGAAUUCAUCAUCUAUAUGUAGCCCCUGUGGUUCUAUAGAUGUAAAUUGUAUAUAUAUCUCUCUAUAUAUAUAUGUGCGCGCGUGUGUGUUAUGCAUAUUCUUUGCCCUGUGUUAUAAGCUUCAGAAUCGCGUGUUUCUAAUCUU